Hypoxylon fragiforme is the source of this 1871-nucleotide messenger RNA. Its product is annotated as Prp19-domain-containing protein. The transcript has 5 exons. NCBI's taxonomy places the organism in Eukaryota, Fungi, Ascomycota, Sordariomycetes, Xylariales, Hypoxylaceae. Gene Ontology annotation, biological process: protein ubiquitination; mRNA splicing, via spliceosome; DNA repair. Gene Ontology annotation, molecular function: protein binding; ubiquitin protein ligase activity. The record is from RefSeq and is a predicted model, not a curated record. Gene Ontology annotation, cellular component: U2-type catalytic step 1 spliceosome; cytoplasm; Prp19 complex. Bases 150 to 1583 code for a protein of 477 amino acids.
CCUUUAACUAGUCAAACCUGUUGCUCUUUUGAAGCUACAAAGACAAAGCUAUUUUUGCCAAUAUCCAAAAUUCCAUCAAGACCCGAAAGUCGAGCGCAAUUCUACCAGAUCAUAGAUGCAGCAGUCGUCCACAAUCUAACUAUAUCACAAUGCUCUGUGCUAUUUCUGGCGAAGCUCCUCAGGAGCCUGUCGUCUCUAAAUUGUCAGGUGCUGUCUUCGAGAAGAGACUAAUCGAAAAAUAUAUCGAGGAGAAUGGAAAAGAUCCUGUGAGCGGAGAAACCCUGACCCAGGACGACCUUCUACCCAUCAAGACUGCCCGCAUCGUUCGACCCCGACCUCCUACUCUCACAUCUAUACCCGCUCUUCUCUCUACCUUUCAAAAUGAAUGGGAUGCUCUGGCUCUGGAGACGUACAACCUACAGGAACAGUUAGCACGAACGCGCGAGGAACUUGCCACCUCGCUAUAUCAGCAUGAUGCUGCUGUCCGGGUCAUUGCGAGAUUGACAAAGGAGCGCGAUGAGGCUAGGGAUGCGCUAUCGAAAGUGACUGUGUCAGCUGGUAGCGGAAGCAACGGUGAUGCUAUGGCCGUGGAUGCUGAAGCCCUGCCAGAAGAGCUGGCAGCCAAGGUGGACGAAACACAAGCAAAGUUAUCUAAAAGUCGGAAAAGGCGGCCCGUACCCCAAGGAUGGGCAACGGCUGAGGACGUUGCCUCCUUCACUGUCGAAACCACAAACUCACUCCCUGUUCCCCAGGCUACGACAGUCAGUGUCGAGGAAGGAUACGCUACUGUCGGUGGACUGCAGGGCGAUGUUGCUAUAUACUCAAUUGAAGCCGAUAAGGUUGAACGUUCAUUACAAGUCAAUGAGCCGAUAACAGAUUCGGUGUGGGAGGGCACCAGAGUCUUCUUUUCUACUUCCAAGGGCUCCGUCAAGGUUUUUGAGAACGGAAGCGAGAUUGCGUCGUUUGCGGACCAUGCCGGACCUGUUACCGGCCUUUCGAUCCACCCGAGCAAGGAAAUCCUCGCAUCCAUCGGAUCGGAUAAAAGCUUCGUCUUCUAUGACCUGGUUGGUUUGCGUCGUGCCACGCGCGUGUAUACUAAUGCUGCUUUGACGGCUUGCGCUUUCCACCCCGAUGGUCAUCUCUUCGCCACGGGUACCAACUCCGGAGAUAUAAAACUUUUUAUGACUAAGACUGGAGAAGAAGCUGCGUCGUUCUCUCUAGGAGCUCCUGUGCAAGCCAUUACCUUCUCCGAGAAUGGCUUCUGGUUCGCGGCUACGGCAAAGGGGCAGUCUACAGUAACGAUAUUUGACCUUCGCAAAGAAGGCGAGGCUGCACAUGCCAAGGUGCUCGAUGUUGGUGGUGCGGUACAAAGCUUAGUGUGGGAUUACUCGCAGCAGUUCCUCGCUACUGCUGGACCGGCUGGAGUGACAGUGCAACAGUACAGCAAGGGCUCUAAGAAAUGGUCAGAGCCGUUACGAGCGGCGGUCAGCGCAGUAGAUAUCAAGUGGGCUGCAAAUGCAAGCAAGCUUAUAGCUGUGAAUGGGGACGGUGUGGUCAGUGUUCUUGCUGUCAAGGAGUCAUGACGAUCAUGAUGAUCAGGACGAAGACAUGGGGCAGUAAUAAUGGCGUUCAUCGGAGAAUAAUGCAAGCCGAUCAGGUUCGGACUCGGUGGUGAAAUACCAAAGAAAAAUUGAUUUUUCGACCCCAUGGCACAUAUAAGCAAACCACUUUGACAGUUUGAUAGAUGUACAGUAUGCUCAUUAGGUUAUUGAAGGGUGAUUUACAUACCUACCUAACCUAACCUACGUGGUAGUAAUACCUUUUCGCGUGAAUUCAUGGAUCUUGCAAAGACUUCUGAGAAUUGGCAAGGC